Messenger RNA from Engraulis encrasicolus (European anchovy), 2197 nucleotides. RefSeq names its product tetraspanin-8-like. The coding region runs from base 422 to 1189 and encodes 255 amino acids. Lineage: Eukaryota; Metazoa; Chordata; Actinopteri; Clupeiformes; Engraulidae. The record is from RefSeq and is a predicted model, not a curated record. The transcript has 9 exons. Gene Ontology annotation, cellular component: plasma membrane.
CCAUGCUGCAUGGAUUUAAGCACACAGCCCGCAUGAGACAAGGCAGAAUACCACAGCAUAGCCUCCUCUGGUUUAGAUAAGGAGUAGGAUGCCUCUGCAGUACGUGGUUACCAUCUAAAAGACUUUAUCAUCUAUCACCUAUCAUCUAGCUCCAUCUAUUCAACUAUCCCUUUGCGUGACUGCAAGAAGUUAGAGAAACUACAAAACUACAGUAACAAACUACAGGACUAAAGGAGUCCAUCAGUCAGUAUAGCUUCUUCAACAACUACAGACAACAAGAGAACAUCAUCUGUGUAUGUACUUAACUCCUCUGUGAACUGAAGGGGGCAGGGCAUUUGACCUGUGCUACAGCUGUGCUACUCUGAGGCGUUACGAAAGUGUUACUAAAGUGUUACUAAAGUGUUGAAGUUGAAAGUGGAUUAUGGCACCAGUACCGACCAAGCUGAAAAAGGCUUUCAUUGCUGUGGAUGUCAUUAUUGGGGUUCUUGGAGCAGUAUGGUUGGUCGUACUUCUAUUUCUCCAUGGGGCUAUGCACAGUCAAGUUGAGGCUGAAGUGAUGUCAGCAGGUGCGUGGGCCGUUUCUUUGAUGUACGCCUUUGGAGUAGUCCUGGUAGCCAUGUCUGCCAUAGGGCUCUACGGCAUCUUGAAGAAGAAACAAUGGCCGCUGAUUGUGUUAUCUGUUGGUGUGUGUGUGGUCAUCCUGGUAUUGCUUGUCUGCAGCAUCCUAUUUAUUCAUACACUAAAAAUGGUGAAAGACUUGAUUGUUUUGCAUUACGGAGAUAUGGACCUCAUUAAGGCGCACAAAGAACUGGAAGAAGCGUUUGAGCGUAUCCAAAAAGAGGCUAAAUGUUGCGGAACUACAACUGGAUAUUCCGAUUGGAAGGGCACCAUUCCAGUAUCCUGCCACUGCCCCACGAUAAUGACAUCCUCUAUGCAGUGUAUUCCUGUUACAAUUGAAGACGAGGAGGUGCUGGUCUUUGGACAGCCGUGUCUCCCAGUGAUAAUCCAGUCGGGUCAGGCUUCAUUGGACUUGGUGAUAGGAGUGGCCGUCACGUAUUUGUUGUUAUCGACUCUAGGACUGGCCUUGGCCUGUGCAGUUCUGUGUCAGAUGAGGAAGAAGACCAUUGCUCCACCAGUGUCUUUUACGACACAUGAAAGUGACUCAAAAUAUUCUCAACUUUUGGCUUGAAAGGGUCUAAUGCGAUUUCCCUUCCCUGGCUCAAAUGUGCCUGGACUGAGAAGUGGCAAUAUAUUACCCACCAAUACUUGUUCACCAUCAAUAAUGUAAAAUGAAAAGAAAAUCACUGCACACUGAUUCUGCUCCUACACUCAUAUGAUGAAGACUGAUCAUGUGCACCUAUGUCUGCAUCGCAUUGUUCAAGUAUCCAUUUGUGAACUUGUUUGCCUUGUUUGGGCACUGUGAUGAAAGGUGUUUUGUUUUACACACAUUACUCAGGGUCAGAUUCAGGUUCAGGUAUUAUAUGACAAUCAAGCCUAGAGUGCCCUCUCACAGCUGCCAAUGCAAAUGAAAUAAAAUAAGAUGUGAAAUUAUUUUCUUUUUUAAAUAAAUAAGUCAAACCUUAGCCUAUUAAGCACCUUCCAAUCCAUGGAUCUAGUGUUGUCUUUCACCCCCAAAAAAUGCAGUCUUCCAUCUUAAGAUGACACAUGAUCACAGAGGUUAUACCCUCCAUGUACAGUAAAAUGUGAACACAAAAUGUUAAGUCAUAGGAAUAUAAAACUGUAUCACUCUGACGUAUGAGGCAUUUACACUUUGUUCAAGUUUCACUUUUUCAUGUAGCCUAACUAAAAACAUGCAAAAGUGACUCUGAGGAUGCACGGACAAUACUCUGGAAGUCGUCUGUAGAACAAUAGAGAAAUGUGGGCUUGAAACCUACUUAAUCAUCACUCUAGAGAACCUCAAAGAGUGUAAGAGCCAUGUAAAUAUUGUCGACUUUUUCAAAUUUUGUAAAUGUGCUACAUCUAGUUUUGUGAGAGAAAUAUGUCAUGUUUUUAUUAUAACAUUGGGUUUGUACUGUUGAAAUUCUUGAGGAUUUUGUACUUUUGUAACUCUGAUCAAUUAUUUGAUUAACUGCAUGUCCAAAUACUUACCUGCAGAUUUUUAAAAAAUGUUUAUCAAACAUGACCUGGAGAAGGUCUUUGACCAAAACAUCACAAAUAAAAUCCUUUUGUGAUAGCA